GCAUGAAUUAGUUCACUUAUGUAGGGUGCCGUUUUUGAAGGAAUAAAGCAGAAGACGCUAUUCACCGUUUUAAUUUUAUAAGUCUCAUGCAUUUAAAUUGCAGUUGCUUAACAAUGUAUAUCUGAAUUUACUCAUGCUUACCCACAAACUGCAGCUUCCACUUGAACGGAUGUUUUCCUUCAGUUCCGCCGGCUCAAGUGCGCCGGAACUGAGCGUGACAGCUGGUGAAAGUAAGUCACUGCAAUUAUACAAUACAUAUAUUUAGUCGCCUUAAAUAACUUAACUAGACAACUGCAAUGUUACGGUGUCAGCAUAUUCUGCUCGGCCUUGCGGUCACACUAUGCUGUGGCGUCAGUUUCGCACAGUAUUCUUCGAAUAUGUUCCUCAAUGGUGAAUACCAGAAUGGCAUUAAGGCGAAUCCAAGUAAAACGAACGCAAUAAAUCCAUCAUCAAAUAUCUUUUUGGAACAUGCAAUUAUCAGUCGACAGGCAUCACCCUUCCAGGGACCCACCUAUUUGCCACCUGAGGAAAUUCUAAAAUGUUCCGCUGGCAAACAAUGUGUUUUGCAGGGACAGUGCGCGGAUGGCUACUUUUCGAAUCCAUCGUUGAAGCAACAAAACUGCAAACCAACAACACAUACCUGCUGCAUAUACCGUCCACCACCACCAACAACAACAACAACAACCGAACGUCCAUAUGACGUUUGCGCCAAUAAUUACGACUGUGUGUCAACACGUUAUUGCAAUAACGGUGAAAUCGAUUCGGCCGAUUACAUUCAGAAGAGCAAGAACGCUCGCUGUUACGCUCCUGAUGUUUGUUGUCGCAUACCCUCCACCACCCUAACCGAUGAUGGUUAUGUAUUACGUACGCCAGAAGUGAAAUUCACCAUUCCCACAACCGGUAGAACCGUUCAAUAUUCUACUACACAAGAACAACAAUUGUCUUCGCCACGUCUGCCAGCAACGACGCCACAACGCGAAUAUUUGCCACCAAGCACUUAUCCAACCACACCAAAACCCGUAACUCCACGCAAUGAAUAUCUACCACCCACACCAAGUGCACCACCUCGUCAAGUAUACACACCAUCGUCAUAUCAACCCGUCCCCACGCCAUCAAGAGCGCCUCCAGCACCACAACCUCAACCACAACCUCAACCUCAGCAGCCUCUACAACCACGUCCCCAACCACAGCAACCACAGCAGCCUUUCCAACCACGUCCCCAACCUCAGCCACAGCCGCAACCACGUCCACAACCACAACCCCAACAACCACAACAGCCUUUGCAACCACGUCCCCAACCUCAGCCACAACCACGCCCUCAACCACAACCUGCUCCAAGGCCACAAAAUGAAUACUUGCCGCCACGCCAUGAAAACGUACCGCUCGACUAUCAUGUGACACAACCUUCGAAUACUGUCACACAAACUGUGACCGCAGCACCACCACGUGUACCAAAGCCCACACCACCACAACGCGGUGAAGACAUUCUAUCGCUACCGCUUGACAACCGUCAGCACUUGUCUAAAUGUGCUUCGGCUUUGGAAUGCACGCCGGAGAACUUCUGCAACAGCAUAGGCGUGAUAACCGAUCAGCCCGUCGACAUUAGUCCCGCCGCAGCCGCUUUCCGUGUCCCUCUCACCGAUUGUCUGCUUGAAAACGGUGCACCUGGAAAGUGCUGUCGUGAUGCCAACUAUGUUGAUCCAUGGCCCAUCAAUUUGGCUGGUGUCUGUGCCGCCAGAAAUACGAACACCAAACCUCAGGGUAUUCAAGAUAUUGACGCUAACUUUGGUGAAAUUCCAUGGCAAGCAAUGAUCCUCAAGGAAUCGACGAAGACUCUACUCGGUGGUGGCGCUAUUAUUGGCGAUCAAAUCGUCUUGACAGCAGCCUCAGUGGUUAAAGGUGUCUCUCCAAAUGACGUGAAAGUUAAGGGCGGUGAAUGGGAGUUGGGACGUGACAGUGAGCCACUGCCCUUCCAAAUUGUCGGUGUUAAGUCCAUUGAUAUCCAUCCGGAAUACAAUCCUUCAACUGGCUCGAAUGACAUGGCUGUGCUACGCUUGGAUAAGCGCAUUGAAUUCGCUCAACACAUCAAGCCCAUCUGCGUUACUAAUGAAGAUCCCAAACCCAAUGAGAAAUGUAUUACCACCGGUUGGGGUAAACAAGCGAUUAGAAGUCACGAGGAGGGCGCUGUCAUGCACGUAUCCGACACAGUAGCACAAUCGCGCGCCGAUUGUGGUGCCGAUGAAAGCAGCGUCUGCAGUGCCGUUGUACAUGAUCCUUGUCUCUUCGAUGUUGGCAGCGCUUUGGCAUGCGGCAGCGGUUCAAGUGUUAUGCUCAAGGGUAUAUAUGCCGCUGAGAAUGCCUGUGGUGAUGGACAAACUGUACGCUUCUCGAAACCAGAUCUCAAAUGGGUUAACGGUUUCUUCACAAUACAAAACAAAGAUAAACUGCUCAAGAAGCGACGUGUGUAAGGUGUGCUUUAGAUGCGAAAAAGACUUAAGAAAUAUUGAGUGACCUUAGUUUAGCAAAUAUCAAACGACAUUAUACCACACACAACAUCUCUAAACUCUAGUAU
This is a messenger RNA of Zeugodacus cucurbitae (melon fly), 2572 nucleotides long. It is a transcript of the gene scaf, whose product is annotated as inactive serine protease scarface. Lineage: Eukaryota; Metazoa; Arthropoda; Insecta; Diptera; Tephritidae. The record is from RefSeq and is a predicted model, not a curated record. The coding region runs from base 297 to 2468 and encodes 723 amino acids. The transcript has 7 exons. Gene Ontology annotation, molecular function: serine-type endopeptidase activity. Gene Ontology annotation, biological process: proteolysis.